Molecule: messenger RNA, 2322 nt
Organism: Arxiozyma heterogenica
Lineage: Eukaryota; Fungi; Ascomycota; Saccharomycetes; Saccharomycetales; Saccharomycetaceae
Exons: 1
Coding region: 1-2322 (773 amino acids)
Cellular component (GO): fungal-type vacuole membrane
Molecular function (GO): oligopeptide transmembrane transporter activity
Source: RefSeq, a predicted model, not a curated record
AUGGACAAAUCAGAAGUGAACAAAACAUUGAUGUCUCAUUAUAUAAGGCCAAGCACGACAGAUGAUGACACAUAUUCAUAUCCAGUUAAUUGGAAUGAUAAACCAAGCAUUAAUCAAGUCACUUUUAGAGCCACUAUUAUAGGAAUCUUAAUUGGUUCUGCCGUCCUAGUGUCUAAUUUCCAAUUUGGACUACAAACGGGCUGGGUAUCCAUGAUGUCGUUACCAUCUGCUUUACUAGCUGUAGCCUUUUUUAAACAAGUAUGGCCAUUAAUAAGAUCAAAUGAUCAAAUAUUUACUGAUGUCGAAACUGUAUAUGUACAAAGUAUGGCUGUAGCCAUUGGCACAGGCCCUUUAACUUUUGGAUUUGUUGGUGUGAUCCCUGCAAUAGAGAAAUUCAUUACUCCUCAAGAAAGUGGAUAUACAAGAGACACAAAUGAAUCAUUUUCAUUCACACAAUUAAUUAUAUGGUGUACUUCAUUAGCAUUUUUUGGUAUAUUUUUUGCUGUACCAUUAAGGAAACAAAUGAUUGUUAGAGAAAAAUUACCAUUCCCAAGUGGUUCAGCUACAGCUGUCUUAAUAUCUGUUCUUACAGGAUCUGAAAUUGUUCAAGAAGUGUCUAAGAACGAAUUAAUUGAAAUGAGAAAUAGACGUCUACAAGCCGAAUGUGCUGAAGUACUUAGGAUAAAUAAUGAAGAAUUGAAAAAAAGAUGUCGAUGUAAAGAUUAUGGAACGACAGAUUUGUUCAAGAUGAGAUCUAUCUGCAACGAAUUACUUAGUCAAAAUAACAAAUCCUCUUCACCUUCUAUAACGCCUCCAACAAUAUUGUUAAGAGAACCGGAAGAUUCAACAAUUGUUAACAAUUUGGAAGAAGAGGAGGAUUUGACAUACACAGAAAACAUCACAAUUUUGACGAAGACUUUUUUAAUUGCAUCUUUUUAUACAAUAGUAUCAUAUUUUAUUCCCUUAAUAAGCUCAUUACCAAUCUUUGGCAAUUAUUUGUCUAAAACGUACCUUUGGAAUUUCCAACCAUCUCCAGCAUAUAUUGGACAAGGUAUAAUUAUGGGUCUCCCUACAGUUUCAUACAUGCUAUUUGGUGCAAUACUUGGUUGGGGAAUACUAGCACCAUUAGCGCGUUUUAUGGGAUGGAUCCCAGCAGACGCUGAUGUACAUGAUUGGGAUAAAGGUGUUCAAGGAUGGAUACUGUGGUGUUCUUUAUCCAUUAUGGUAGUUGACAGUGUUGUAGGAUUUAUUGUAAUUACAGUGAAAUCUGUGAUAAAGUUUUGGUUUAUAAACAAUAAAUCUGAAUUAUUCAGUAAUUUAUUGGAUGAUUCAAUGGAAUCUAUGCUUUUAGAGGAGGAAAGAGCAAUAAAUAUUAAGAGAAGAAGAACUAGUUCAAGACGUCUAGAGACCAUCAGGUUGGCUAAUGCAGAAUUAGAACACGAGGUAGAUUCUAAAUAUCUAGUUCAUUGUACUACUGUAAUAAGUGGGUUAAUAAUAUCUGCCAGUUCAUGUAUUGUAUUUGUCAUAUAUCUAUUUGGAAUAGAUAUAAUCCCUGUAUACACAAUGGUUACAGCAUCGAUCUUAGCUUUAUUCUUAUCGAUUUUAGGUAUUCGUGCACUUGGUGAGACUGAUUUAAAUCCUGUCAGUGGAAUAGGUAAGUUAUCCCAAUUAAUAUUUGCAUUUAUUGUGCCCAAGAACCAUCCCGGUUCAGUUCUAUUAAACAUUGUAGCUGGUGGGAUAGCAGAAGCAGGUGCACAACAAGCAGGUGAUUUAAUGCAAGAUUUGAAGACUGGCCAUUUAUUAAAUGCGUCACCUAGAGCACAGUUCAUUGCACAACUGAUUGGUGGGGUAUGGUCAAUAUUUCUUUCAAGCAUAGUAUACAUCAUCUAUAAUAAAGUUUAUAAUUUACCAAACGAGGUCAUUCGUAUCCCAACUGCUGCAGUAUGGGUAGAUUGUGCAAGACUUGUGACUGGGAAUUCCUUACCUGAUAAAGCACUAGAAUGUUCAAUUGUGUUUGGAACAAUAUUUGCAUUUUUAUCAUUAAUUAAGAAUUGUUACAAAGAUAAUGAUAAACUAGCACCAUGGCUAAUGUAUAUACCCUCUGGUGUUGCAGUGGGCGUUGGGAUAUAUAAUGCACCAAGCUUCACCAUAGCAAGAUUUGUAGGUGGAUUAAUUUCACAUUUCUGGUUAACAAGAUACAAAGGUGAUUUAGAUGCAAAGACUAGAUUGAUAGUGUUCAGUUCAGGGUUAGUAUUAGGUGAAGGUAUAAUGAGUAUUGUUACAAUGAUUUUUACUAGUUUAGACGUCCCUCGUUGGAUGUGA